Messenger RNA from Mus pahari (shrew mouse), 2415 nucleotides. RefSeq names its product tRNA methyltransferase 2 homolog A (gene Trmt2a). The record is from RefSeq and is a predicted model, not a curated record. The transcript has 12 exons. Bases 387 to 2237 code for a protein of 616 amino acids. Gene Ontology annotation, biological process: RNA processing. NCBI's taxonomy places the organism in Eukaryota, Metazoa, Chordata, Mammalia, Rodentia, Muridae. Gene Ontology annotation, molecular function: RNA methyltransferase activity; nucleic acid binding.
GCACUUCCGUCUGCAGGCCGAGUGCCUUCGACGCCGGCGUGAGCGGCUGCUGGAAGGAUCAGGCCGGCCGCGGCGCGUGGCGGUGACGUCAUCGGAAGCCAAGCCCUCAGAGAGGCGCUGCGGCUUCGGUGCGCUGGCCGACCGAAGGCAGGCGCGGCGGGCGGCCCUCGGGGACAGUGCAUCCGCAAACCGCAGCCCCAGCUCUGAGCACCCGAGUUUUGAGCCCGUGUGGCGCUGCGGUCUACCUUCUUCACAGCGGCGUUCCUCGUGUCUGCGCCCUUGCUGGGUGGGAGGCCGAGCUGGUGGUCCUCGUGAGCACCCUGUUCCCGGCAACAGACGAGCCAGGAGAUGAGUGAGGCGGACGCGGAAGUAAAGCAAAGGGAGCCAUGCAGGAGAUGUGGACGGGGUGGGCGGAGGUUCCGGAGCCCAUGGAGGACUGCGGCCAGGACGCCAGCGCAGUGCCCAGCUCUGUGGCCCCACGACGUCAAGAGGAAGAAGGGCCUGAACCAGCUGCACAGCCUGGAACGCAGCCUGGGCUCUACAGCUACAUAAGGGAUGACUUGUUCACCUCGGAAAUCUUUAAGCUGGAGCUCCAAAAUGUCCCUCGCCACGCCAGCUUCAGUGAUGUCCGGCGUUUCCUGGGCCGUUUUGGCCUACAGUCCCACAAAAUCAAACUCUUUGGACAGCCACCAUGUGCCUUUGUAACAUUCCGAAGCGCUGCUGAACGAGACAAGGCCUUGCGAGUGCUGCACGGUGCUCUCUGGAAAGGCUGUCCGCUCAGCGUACGUCUGGCCCGACCCAAGGCCGACCCCAUGGCUAGGAAGAGGCGGCAAGAAGGUGAUAGUGAGCCACCAGUAACGCAGAUUGCCGAUGUGGUGACCCCUCUUUGGACAGUGCCCUACACUGAGCAGCUGGAGCAGAAGCGACUGGAAUGUGAGCGGGUGCUACAGAAACUGGCCAAAGAAAUUGGGAACACUAAUCGCGCCCUGCUACCCUGGCUGCUUUUGCAGAGACAACAGCACAAUAAAGCUUGUUGCCCCCUGGAGGGGGUCAAGCCAUCACCCCAGCAGACUGAAUAUCGUAACAAAUGUGAAUUUCUGGUCGGAGUUGGGGUAGAUGGCAAGGACAACACUGUUGGCUGCCGGCUUGGCAAGUACAAGGGUGGGACAUGUGCUGUGGCAGCUCCCUUUGACACCGUGCACAUUCCAGAGGCCACUAAACAGGUGGUGAAGGCCUUCCAGGAAUUCAUCCGUUCCACACCAUACUCAGCAUAUGACCCUGAGACAUAUACAGGCCACUGGAAGCAACUGACUGUUCGAACCAGCCGCCGAGGCCAGGCCAUGGCCAUUGCCUACUUCCAUCCGCAGAAACUGAGCUCUGAGGAAGUGGCAGGACUAAAGACCUCCCUGGUGUGCCACUUCAUGGAGGGACCAGGCAAGGCCAGUGGGGUGACCUCCCUCUACUUUGUGGAGGAGGGACAGAGAAAGACUCCCAGCCAGGAAGGCCUGCCCCUGGAACAUAUGGCUGGUGACCAGUGCAUCCAGGAAGACCUGCUAGGGCUGACCUUCCGCAUCUCCCCUCAUGCAUUCUUCCAGGUAAACACACCUGCAGCCGAGGUGCUCUACACAGUAAUCCAGGAAUGGGCACAGCUAGAUGGGGGCAGUACAGUGCUGGACGUGUGCUGUGGCACUGGCACCAUAGGCCUGGCCCUGGCUCCGAAGGUGAAGAGAGUAGUGGGAAUUGAACUGUGUCAGGAGGCUGUGGAGGAUGCCCGUAUGAAUGCCCUCACCAAUGAGCUGAGCAAUGUUGAGUUCCACUGUGGCAGGGCUGAGGAUCUGGUGCCAGGCUUGGUGAGCAGACUGUCUUCCCAACAACUUGUAGCUGUUCUAGACCCACCACGGGCUGGCCUACAUUCUAAGGUGAUUCUGGCCAUCCGGAAAGCUGAGAACAUCAAGCGGCUCCUGUAUGUUUCCUGUAACCCCAGGGCAGCCAUGGGCAACUUUGUGGACCUCUGCAGGGCGCCAUCUAAUCGAGUAAAAGGCACCCCAUUCCAUCCAGUCAAGGCUGUGGCAGUGGACCUGUUCCCACAGACACCACACUGUGAGAUGCUUAUCCUGUUUGAGAGGAUGCAACAACACCCCAAUGGCGUAGUAGCCCUGGAGCAUCAAGACCUUCAAACCCCAAGAAAUCUUCCUGAUAUCACUGCACAGGAAACAGAGACUUCCCUCUCAUCCUAGGGGAAGUAUAGGAGCACAGGAAAGCUGGGGAGCUCCUUACAGCUCCCUAGUAAGCAGAGCAUGACUAAGCAUUGGUGAGACGUGAAGCCUGCCUACUACAGUUCAAAGAGUAUGAACACCUGUGUACUAAUAAUGGGAUAGCGAGAUUCUAGAAUAAAAAUUGCUGAUUUUACUGAAA